UUUGGGCAGACUUUUUUCUUUUUUUUUUGUGAUAACGUUGGAAGUACUGGACAAAAUUGAUGAGACAGUUGGUAACCACUAACAAUACAAUUAUCAUAAAAUUUAAAAUAAGGGAUAAUAGUCAGAUCUGAUAAAUAUUGAAAAUCACAAACUUUGCCGUAAAUAGUUAUGGAAGAUUGCGUAUGUGCAAGUACAGAUGGGUGUCAGAUCUGUGUUACUUCAACUUACCCGUUAAUUUAAGGAUCUCGAAAAUUGACUUUGUUUUAAAAAGAACAAAAACACUUGAGGAAACAGAAUUUGAUAUACAUAAUGUUUUUAUAGCUGCACUUCGCAAUUUUUAAAUGUAAGUUUAGAUUACAACAAAAGUGGUACAAACUGCGCUCGACUCCAAUUGUCGCGUGAUCAUUGGACUAUCAUUUCAUCAUGGCGCCACUCUUGCUCCCAUUGCAGUGUGGAGUCCACGUUCAGAGACGUAAAUUAGCUCGUCUACUUCAACAGGCCGGCUCUUUUCACGCUGGGAACUAUAACAACAAAACCGAAGACUGUGGGAUUAAAAAGAAACAACGCAGCACUUAUCAGUUACAGGGUCCAAAUCUGACAUCAACAUGGACACUAAGUCAAAGAAGACAAAGUCACCAGAUUCUGGAGGCAGUAAAACAUUUACAAAUUCCGGGGAGAUCGUGCUGGCAUGGCCAUGCAGGCGGGAGGCUGAAUGCAGAUCCCAAAAACGUGCUGAAGGAAGUGAACUCAGCAAAGAUUCUCUCAGCGAUGGUAUCAUACGUGUGGCCUAAGGAUCGGCCAGAUCUGCGAGCACGAGUGGCCAUUUCACUUGGCCUGCUGGCUGGAGCCAAGAUCACCAGUGUGACUGUGCCCUUCAUGUUUAAAUAUGCGGUAGACAGCCUGAACCAGAUGUCGGGACCCAUGUUGAACCUGAGCGAUGCACCAAACACAGUGGCGACCAUGGCAACGGCCGUUUUGAUUGGCUAUGGAGUGUCACGAGCUGGCACAGCGCUCUUCAACGAACUGCGGAACGCCGUGUUUGGCAAGGUGGCGCAGAGCUCCAUCCGGAGGAUCGCCAAGAACGUCUUCCUGCACCUGCACAACCUGGACCUGAGCUUCCACCUGAGCCGGCAGACAGGCGCGCUUUCCAAGGCCAUUGACAGGGGCACACGUGGCAUCAGCUUCGUGCUUAGCGCCCUCGUCUUCAACUUGGGGCCCACUGUCUUCGAGAUGGCACUGGUCAGCGGCAUCCUGUAUUAUAAAUGUGGCGGCCAGUUUGCGCUCGUCACUCUGGGGACCUUAUCAGCUUACGCUGCGUUCACCAUUACAGUAACACAGUGGAGAACCCGCUUCAGAAUAGAAAUGAACAAGGCAGACAAUGAAGCGGGCAACGCAGCUAUCGACUCUCUCCUCAAUUACGAGACCGUUAAGUACUUCAAUAAUGAGAAAUAUGAAGCGGAGAGAUACGACGGCUUCCUGAAAGUCUACGAGUCCUCUUCGCUGAAGACUACCUCUACUCUGGCCAUGCUGAACUUUGGACAGAAUGCCAUCUUUAGUAUUGGCCUUACAGCUAUUAUGGUGCUUGCUAGCAAGGGCAUCAUGGCAGGAAGCAUGACUGUGGGAGACCUUGUCAUGGUCAAUGGGCUCCUCUUCCAGCUCUCAUUGCCCCUCAACUUCUUGGGCACAGUGUACAGAGAGACCAGACAAGCCCUCAUUGACAUGGACACCCUCUUUACUCUGCUCAGUGUCAACACCAAAAUUAAGGAGAAAGAGCUGGCCCCUUCGUUACUAGUUACGCCUCAGGAGGCCACCAUCAGGUUUGAGGAUGUCUACUUUGAGUACUUGGAGGGACAAAAGGUCCUCAACGGGGUUUCCUUCGAAGUGCCUGCUGGAAAGAAGGUUGCUAUUGUGGGUGGCAGUGGAUCUGGGAAGAGCACAAUCAUGAGGUUACUGUUUCGGUUCUACGAACCCCAGCAAGGCAACAUCUAUAUUGCGGGUCAGAACAUUCAGGAUAUUAGUUUGGAAAGUCUGAGGAAAACGUUGGGUGUAGUGCCCCAGGAUGCUGUCCUCUUCCACAACACCAUCUACUACAACCUGCAGUAUGGCAACAUCCAUGCCUCGCCCGACGAGGUGUACCGGGUGGCCAAGCUUGCCGGCAUCCACGACGCCAUCCUCAGAAUGCCUCAUGGCUAUGACACACAGGUCGGAGAGCGAGGUCUCAAGCUCUCAGGUGGAGAAAAGCAGCGUGUGGCCAUCGCCAGGGCAAUCCUGAAAAACCCUCCCAUUCUACUCUAUGAUGAGGCCACUUCAUCACUAGACUCUAUUACUGAAGAGAACAUUCUGAGUUCAAUGAAAGAAAUGGUGAAAGACAGAACAUCUGUCUUCAUUGCCCACAGACUGUCCACCAUUGUCGAUGCAGAUGAGAUUAUUGUGCUGAAUCAGGGGAAGGUGGCUGAACAUGGCGACCACCACACACUCCUGAGCACGCCGGGCAGCCUCUACGCAGACCUGUGGCACACGCAGAACAGCAGAGCUCUGGGCAUCGACGGCGACAGCCGGCCCCAGGCCCGGGCCGAACACGCUUCCCAGAAGGAAGAGGAGCGACGAAAGCUGCAGGAGGAGAUCCUGAACAGUGUAAAGGGCUGUGGCAACUGCUCCUGCUAACACCCACACAGACACCCCCCCCCCCACACACACACACACACGCCCACGUGCACAAAAAAAGCUCUCCAGGCAGUCUGACAAUGUGGAGACUUUGCUGCACACAGGUAGUCCUGCCCUACCCUACUUUCUAAGGAUUGCUUUGCAGGUUGGAGACAGGGCAAGAGGGCAGCUUAGGGCUGUUUGCUGUCCUGCUUCCCCCGAAACAUGAGUGAAUUCAACCCAGAGUCCACGAGUCUUGGUGGUGUUGACCUAUUUUGAUUCAACAGGAUUCUUUGGCAUUCUAAACUAACCAUGGCAUUUUGCACAUUUAUAUGUGCACUAACUAAGACACAUGCCUUUCAGUUGACACUAUCAUGGUGUUUGAAUUCCUUUUAAAUGAUUAUUUUUUCAUGUGGCUAGAUAGCUGUUUUUAUCAUCGAUGUGUACAUAUUUAAUAUAAUAUAUGAUUGGUUUGUACAUGCAUGGAAAGUCAUGGUACAGAAGUGGAUGUGUUUUGGGCUUUUGUAAGUAAAGCAUAAUUACUCUAUUGAAAAAGAACACCUUAUAUACUUUAUAUUGUUGACACCUUGCAAAAUAUUUUGUGCUACAUUUUGUGAAAUCAGCUCUUUUAAAAACACUGAAAAGUAAAAUAUGAAUUAAAGCUUUUGUCAGCAGGAGGAUUUAAAAAUAAAAAAUAAAAAAGAUAUUCCAGUUUGUGUGCCUAUAGUGAUUGUUCAUUGCACACUGGUGGCAGAUAUGACACCAUCCUUGAUUUGGUCACGCUUAGCAGUUUUCAACAUAAUUGUUAUUUAUCCAGCAGCUGAUUUUUUUCACAUUGGGCUUGUUUUAUUUAUGCAUAUAUUAAACUAUCUUGACCAGUUAAUGUGUCAUUUAAGCAUCCUUAUUGAGACUGCAUUAUGAUUUUUUUUGCCCCUUAUUUGUCAUGCCCAACUUUACUGAUCUGUCAAUUCAUUUUUAAAAAGUAUAUAUAUGUAUAAUAUAUGCUAUAAAGGACAAAAGUGAUUCAAGUGGCUGGAAAAUAUCAAAUGUUUUGGUGUUCAGUUAUGUCUGUCUAGCUUAGUUCACCAAGAUAUAAUAUCCUAAAUGUAUGUAGGUGAACAAGUACGUGGACAUAAGUUGUCAUCUGAACAGUUGCCCCCCAUUACAUUCUUGGACAUAAAAGAUAGAAGCAAAAGUGGCUGGGGUGUGGACAAAUGAAAAUAAGAAAUCAAAUAAAUAUGACAAUUAAG
This is a messenger RNA of Electrophorus electricus (electric eel), 3893 nucleotides long. It is a transcript of the gene abcb7, whose product is annotated as ATP-binding cassette, sub-family B (MDR/TAP), member 7. Gene Ontology annotation, cellular component: mitochondrial inner membrane. Gene Ontology annotation, biological process: intracellular iron ion homeostasis; transmembrane transport. NCBI's taxonomy places the organism in Eukaryota, Metazoa, Chordata, Actinopteri, Gymnotiformes, Gymnotidae. Gene Ontology annotation, molecular function: ATP hydrolysis activity; ATP binding; ABC-type transporter activity. The record is from RefSeq and is a predicted model, not a curated record.